Dermacentor silvarum is the source of this 841-nucleotide messenger RNA. Its product is annotated as three-prime repair exonuclease 1-like. The record is from RefSeq and is a predicted model, not a curated record. Gene Ontology annotation, biological process: DNA catabolic process. Gene Ontology annotation, molecular function: 3'-5'-DNA exonuclease activity; nucleic acid binding. Gene Ontology annotation, cellular component: cytoplasm. Bases 32 to 841 code for a protein of 269 amino acids. Lineage: Eukaryota; Metazoa; Arthropoda; Arachnida; Ixodida; Ixodidae. The transcript has 5 exons.
ACACUUUCAGAUACAGUCACCAGACAAGCCCAUGCAGUCACCAACACGGCCCUUGCAAACGCAUGCCCUGGUCAACCACUUCACUCAACAGACUGUCCAGCAGCAGACGCCUGCUGCGUCAGUGGCCCGGCCACGCUUGUCACCUGUGCUUCCAGAGCCAGUCAAGACGCUGGUCUUCUUUGACCUCGAAACAACAGGCCUGCCCUCCAAGGACCUGCCAGUAAACAUAACCGAAAUUGCCAUGGUGGCUGUGGACAGGGCCCACUUUGAGACGCGAGAUAAGGCUGAAUUUCGGGUGACCAACAAGCUGACACUGUGCCUAAAGCCUAAGACUGCCAUGCACCCGAUUGCUGCCACGAAAUCUGGUCUGGACGCCAUUCUCCUGAAGGACCAGGGCCUGUUUCGUAAGGCUCAGCCUGCGAUUCGUGCCUUUCUUUCUGUCCUGGCUCCACCAAUCUGCCUUCUGGCCCACAAUGGCGACCCUGCUGACUUUCCCAUAUUCAUAGAAGAGCUGGUGUUUGCCACGGGCAGUGGCGAUGUGGACAACAUUUUGGGUGUACCAGGACUGGCAUGCUGCGACACACUGAAAGCUGUGCGCCACCUCUGGCCUGUGCUGCCUCCGGCACCCAAGAAGGGACGUCGAUCAGUGGCUCCUAGCAAGCAGAACUCCUAUGCACUGGAUCAUCUCUACAAGCGCUUCUGUGGACGCCGUACCAAUGCACAUCAUGCUGAGCAGGGCUGCAUUGACCUCAUGAAGGUGUGCCACGUAGAGAAAGCAGCUUUCAUUGCCUACAUUGAUGCCAAUGCGGUACACCUAUCUGAUGCCCGUUACACCUGGUGA